CGCUGCCUUCGCGGCUGCUAUGACCAGCGGGCGAGGCGUCCUCCCCACAUCAGCGCAGCCCUAGUCCGGGUCGUGCGCACGCCGUAGCCGUCCGGGUCCCCAGCGCGGCCGCUCCCUCGGCUCUCCCAGCUCCGCCGGAGGGGCGAGACGGAGGCAGGAUGAAGAUGACAGUGGAUUUCGAGGAGUGUCUGAAGGACUCGCCCCGCUUCAGGGCUGCAUUGGAAGAAGUAGAAGGAGAUGUGGCAGAAUUGGAACUAAAACUUGAUAAGCUUGUGAAACUUUGUAUUGCGAUGAUUGAUACUGGAAAAGCCUUUUGUGUUGCAAAUAAGCAGUUCAUGAAUGGGAUUAGAGACCUGGCACAGUAUUCUAGUAAUGAUGCUGUAGUUGAGACAAGUUUGACCAAAUUUUCUGACAGCCUUCAAGAAAUGAUUAAUUUUCACACAAUCCUGUUUGAUCAAACUCAGAGAUCAAUUAAAGCACAACUUCAGAACUUUGUUAAAGAAGAUCUUAGAAAAUUCAAAGAUGCCAAGAAGCAAUUUGAAAAAGUCAGUGAAGAAAAAGAAAAUGCAUUAGUAAAAAAUGCUCAAGUACAAAGAAACAAACAGCACGAAGUUGAAGAAGCCACAAACAUUCUAACAGCAACAAGAAAAUGUUUUCGACACAUAGCUCUUGACUACGUACUUCAGAUUAAUGUUCUUCAAUCAAAAAGGAGAUCAGAAAUCCUGAAAUCAAUGUUAUCCUUUAUGUAUGCACAUUUGGCCUUCUUUCAUCAAGGAUAUGAUCUAUUUAGUGAACUUGGGCCCUACAUGAAGGAUCUUGGUGCACAGUUGGAUCGACUAGUUGUGGAUGCAGCAAAGGAAAAAAGAGAGAUGGAGCAAAAACAUUCCACCAUUCAACAAAAGGAUUUCUCCAGUGAUGAUUCUAAGUUAGAAUAUAAUGUAGAUGCUGCAAAUGGCAUUGUUAUGGAAGGAUAUUUGUUCAAGCGAGCCAGCAAUGCCUUCAAAACUUGGAACAGACGCUGGUUUUCAAUACAGAACAAUCAAUUGGUUUACCAGAAAAAGUUUAAGGAUAAUCCCACUGUGGUAGUUGAAGAUCUCAGGCUCUGCACAGUGAAACAUUGUGAAGACAUAGAAAGAAGAUUUUGCUUUGAGGUGGUCUCUCCAACAAAAAGUUGUAUGCUCCAGGCAGAUUCUGAAAAGCUGCGCCAGGCAUGGAUUAAAGCUGUUCAGACUAGUAUUGCCACUGCGUAUAGAGAGAAAGGUGAUGAAUCAGAGAAGCUGGAUAAGAAAUCAUCUUCAUCCACAGGAAGCUUAGAAUCUGGAAAUGAGUCAAAAGAAAAAUUACUGAAAGGAGAAAGUGCACUGCAACGAGUCCAGUGUAUCCCUGGCAAUGCCAGCUGUUGUGACUGUGGUCUGGCAGACCCACGAUGGGCCAGCAUCAACCUGGGCAUCACCCUGUGCAUCGAGUGCUCUGGGAUUCACCGGAGUCUUGGGGUUCAUUUUUCAAAAGUACGCUCUUUAACUUUAGAUACCUGGGAACCUGAACUUUUAAAGCUUAUGUGUGAGUUGGGGAAUGAUGUUAUAAAUCGAGUUUAUGAAGCUAAAGUGGAAAAAAUGGGGAUAAAGAAACCACAACCAGGACAAAGACAGGAGAAAGAGGCAUAUAUCAGAGCAAAAUAUGUGGAGAGGAAAUUUGUGGAUAAAUACUCUAUAUCAUCAUCACCUCCUGAGCAGGAAAAAAAGACUGCCUCCAAAAGUUUUGAAGAAAAGAGGCUGAGCAUUUCUAAACCUGGACCAAGUGACCAAGUCAGAGUAGCUGCCCAAAGUUCAGUCAAAAGUAAUGACAGUGGAAUCCAACAGAGCUGUGAUGAUGGAAGAGAAUCUUUACCCUCCUUGGUGUCAGCCAAUAGUUUAUAUGACCCUGAAGGAGAAAGACAAGAUUCUUCUGCAUUUCUUGAUUCUAAACAUCUUAAUCCAGGACUUCAGCUUUAUAGGGCUUCAUAUGAAAAAAACCUUCCUAAAAUGGCUGAGGCUUUGGCUCAUGGUGGAGAUGUAAACUGGGCUAAUUCGGAGGAAAACAAAGCAACACCACUUAUUCAGGCUGUAUUAGGGGGUUCUUUGGUGACAUGCGAGUUCCUCCUGCAGAAUGGUGCUAAUGUGAACCAAAGAGAUGUACAAGGGCGGGGACCACUGCACCAUGCCACUGUCUUAGGGCAUACGGGGCAGGUAUGUUUAUUUUUAAAACGAGGUGCCAAUCAACAUGCCACUGAUGAAGAAGGGAAAGACCCUUUAAGCAUAGCUGUGGAAGCAGCCAAUGCUGAUAUAGUGACAUUGUUACGUUUAGCAAGAAUGAAUGAAGAGAUGCGGGAAUCCGAAGGACUUUAUGGACAGCCAGGUGAUGAAACAUACCAGGACAUUUUUCGUGAUUUUUCCCAAAUGGCGUCCAAUAAUCCAGAAAAACUAAAUCGUUUCCAGCAAGAUUCACAGAAAUUCUGA
Messenger RNA from Orycteropus afer afer, 2495 nucleotides. The record is from RefSeq and is a predicted model, not a curated record. Lineage: Eukaryota; Metazoa; Chordata; Mammalia; Tubulidentata; Orycteropodidae.